Messenger RNA from Hippopotamus amphibius kiboko, 2781 nucleotides. RefSeq names its product S-phase kinase-associated protein 1-like. The record is from RefSeq and is a predicted model, not a curated record. Gene Ontology annotation, molecular function: cullin family protein binding. Lineage: Eukaryota; Metazoa; Chordata; Mammalia; Artiodactyla; Hippopotamidae. Bases 472 to 870 code for a protein of 132 amino acids. The transcript is spliced from 4 exons. Gene Ontology annotation, biological process: SCF-dependent proteasomal ubiquitin-dependent protein catabolic process. Gene Ontology annotation, cellular component: cytoplasm; nucleus.
CGCUGGGUGACCGCGCUCUGGAGACGCUAGCGUUGGCAGCUUUAGGUGCGGGCUCCUGCUUACAUGUUGUUCCCGUGACUCUGACGCCCGAAAGUAGAUUUCCGUGGUAGAGGACGCCCACGCAGCAUCAUUGGAAGGGGAAAACGAAAUACAUCCUGGCUAGAUGUGGCCUUUUAGCUUCAAGUGUGCAGUCCCUGGAAAGCUGGCCCGUACACGCUUGGUACUCAGCCAGUGAACCCUGAGCUCACUAGGUGAUGAAGCCUGAGGUAGCCUGCUGGAGAAGGACAGGUCAUUUGAAGCAGAAGUAACAAGGCCCAGCUGAGGUCUCUCCAGAAGGACCAGUCUACCAACCAUCAGGUGCAGAUGAGAAUCCCAUAGAUAUGAAUCAUGAAAGAAGUACAAAUGAAUUUAUGAAAAGAUGCUCAGAGCCUCCGGCCUGUCAUCUCCUUGAGACCUAGCACCACGCCCUCAAUGAAGUUGCAGAGUUCUGAUGGGGAGAUAUUCAAAGUUGAUGUUGAAAUUGCAAAACAAUCUGUGACUAUCAAGGCCAUGUUGGAAGAUUUGGGAAUGGAUGAUGAAGGAGAUGAUGGUCCAGUCCCCUUGCCAAAUGUUAAUGCAGCAAUAUUAGAAAAGGUCACUCAGUGGGGCACCCACCACAAGGAUGGUCCUCCUCCUCCUGAGGAUGAUGAGAACAAAGGAAAGCAAACAGAUGACACCCUUGUUUGGGAUCAAGAAAUCCUGAAAGCUGACCAAGGAACACUUUUCGAGCUUACAUUGGCUGCAAACUACUUAGACAUCAAAGGUUUGCUUGAUGUUAUCUGCAAGACUGUUGCCAAUAUGAUCAAGGGGAAAACUCCUGAGGAGAUUUGAAAGACAUUCAAUAUCAAAAAUGAUUUUACUGAAGAAGAGGAAGCCCAGGUACGCAAAGAGAACCAGUGGUGUGAGGAGAAGUGAAAUUUUGUGUCUGACGCUGUAACACUGUAAGGAUUGUUCCAAAUACUAGUUGCACUGCUUUGUUUAUAAUUGUUAAUACUAGAAAAACAGUCGACAAAUGCAGCAGCAAAUCAGAUGUAUUAGCAGAAUGUUGUCCUCAUUGCAUGUGUAGUUUCAGUACAGAUUCCAAACUUAUGGCUCCAUUUCUUCUAGUGUGAUCAAAAGUUCUUUUUUCUUUGCUUUGUGGGUUCUCUAUAGAAAAAAAAGAAAGAAAGAAAAGAUGCUCAGCCUUACACAAAAUUAAGGAAGUGUACAUUAAUGUAACAGAAAAAUUGUUUUAUGAUUAUAAUUUUAAAUAUAUGUAUACCCUUUAAUUCAGCAAUUCCAUUUCGAAGAAUCUAUUUUAGAGAAAUAUUUUUACAAGUGUGCAAAGAUAUAAGCACAGAAUAGUUACUGAAAGUUUAUUCAUAAUGAUGAAAAUUGAAAACAACCCAGUAAUCCAUUCAAGCGGCAACAGAAAAUCAUGCAAUAUUCCAAGAUUCCUCAUUAUGUGAAAAAAGAAAGUGGCUUGAAUUGCAUGUAUUGGAUGAAAUGCAAUUGCAUUCCUCUAAAUUAAUAUUUAUAUGAGUUUUAUAUAAUCUGAGUACAUAAUAGGUGCUCAUUAAACAUUAGGUUAGGUUAGAAUUAAUAUGUGGGUUAAAAUGUGCAUUUAAAAUCUAGAGGUUUGUGCAAAAACAGAUUUCUUCUAGGAGUGGUUAUGGUAGACUUUUAUUUGAUAAAUUAUACAUUUCUGAAAUAUUUGAAUCUAUCGUAAAGAUUUUGCAUUUUAUAAUUUAAAAAGUAUUUGUUUUCUUUAAAAAAUUAAUGAUUUUAGGGCAGUGAAAAUACUCUGUAUGAUAUUAUAAUGAUAGAUAUGUAAUUAAACUUUUGUCCAAACUCAUAGAAUGUUCAAAGUCAAGAUUGAACCCUAAGGUAAACUAUGGACUUUAGGUGAUUAUAAUGUGUCAGUGGAGGUUCAUUCAUGGUAAAAAAUGUACCAUCUAGUGAGUGAUACUGAUAAUAGGAGAGGAAAUGCAUGUGUGGGGGUAAGGGGUAUAUGGGAAAUCUCUGUAUAUUUCUCUCAAUUUUAUUGUAAACCUAAAACUGCCUAAAAAAAUUGUCUUAAAAAAAGACGAAUUAGGAAUUUCCCUGGUGGUCCAGUGGUUAAGCUAUUGCACUUCCAGUUGCAGGGGGUGCAGGUUGAAUCCCUGGUGGGGAAGUAAGAUCCCGCAUAAUGCGUGGUGAGGCUGAAAAAUGAGUAAAUAAAUAAAAUAAAAUAAAAACUAAAAAGAAAGGAAGAGAAAAGGAAGAAAGAAAGAAAAAGGAAGGAAGGAGGGAAGGAAGGAAACUCCCAAGUAUAACAACAGACCAGAUUCCAGAUGCACACUUAAUCUGCCUAUGCGGCCCUGCUCGACAAUUUCUUACACUUUUAAAUUGAGAUUAUCAGAGAAGAGACUGGGAACAGUAGGAAAUUCAUAGAAUCAGAAACUUUGAAAUCUGAAAGAAAUCUUGGUCCAACCCCUUCCUUUCACAAAGCACUAACCAAGAUAUAGGAACUGAUGACUGGUGUGAGGUCAUACCAUAGAGCAGUACCAUGUCCAGAGUUCAGGUCUUCUGACUCUCAAUAAAAUGAUUCUUCCUGUUUGAAAGGAAAGAAACAAAUUUGAAACCUCUUUUUCUCCACUUAUCAAAAACCUGUAUGAUUUUACUUUAAUGGGAUUUGUGAAUCAGAUCAGUGAUUCCUAACUUGAAAUGCACUUCCUUAAUUUACAGUACACAACUGUACUAUGCUACUAAAAAUAGCAUCAU